Molecule: messenger RNA, 396 nt
Organism: Aspergillus thermomutatus
Lineage: Eukaryota; Fungi; Ascomycota; Eurotiomycetes; Eurotiales; Aspergillaceae
Exons: 2
Coding region: 1-396 (131 amino acids)
Source: RefSeq, a predicted model, not a curated record
AUGCUGCUCAAUAUAUCCGGGAAAGGAUCAGGUCGUCCUCCGGAGCAAGCCUUGCAAGAAUUAAAACUCGACUGGAAGCGAUGGCCAGGCGAGACCAAGUCUCGUCCGAAGCACGAGCUCUGGUCGAAGCUCGGGACGAUGCGCACUGCUUUAUGCUGGAUCAGAAGCCGUCCAUGUCGGUCUAUGUUCAUCCAUGCGGACCUGCACCCGAGCAAUAUUCUUAUUGCUCGUGGACGCCCCUCUGGAAUUGUGGACUGGGAAUGCGCCAGCUUCUACCCUGAGUACUGGGAAUUUACAAAGCUCAUGUAUGGUGCAGAACGAUUCCCGGAAAUUCAACAGAUCCUUCGUGAUGCAUUCCCAGAAGAUAGCUAUGAGGAGGAGCUAGAGGUGGAAUGA